CGGCGUGGCGUGGAUUGGUUAGUUAAUGUUUGGGGGUGGGGGCGGAGGUUCGACGGAGGAACCGGCGACGGCGGAGGAGGAGGAGGAGGGAGAGAGGGAAAGGGAAAGUGGGGGAGAUGUCAGAGGAGAUCACGAGGGAGAGUGGAGUUAUUUUAGUGGUGGUGGUGGUGGUGGAGAGAAGUCUCUGAGCAGCGGCAUAAAUGGUUACGAAUUGGAUUCCUGAGGAGACGGUAUUUCUUUGCGUUUGGUUUCUACUAGCUUAGCUGAAUGUGGACGAUGUCAACACAAAGGAAAGCCAACCUGACGGAAGAAGAAUCAUCAAUUCAUCAUCACUGCCGCAGGUCCUAGCACGUGUGGAAGGGUCGAGGACGAGUUUCGGG
Molecule: messenger RNA, 380 nt
Organism: Linum tenue
Lineage: Eukaryota; Viridiplantae; Streptophyta; Magnoliopsida; Malpighiales; Linaceae
Source: the annotation of a GenBank genome assembly